AUGGCCAGUCCGUAUGAUCCGCCUUACAAUGGUCUUCUGCACAGGACCAUGGCGCUCCCGUCUCCUCAUUUGACUGUAUACGUGGCGUUUCAUGUCGUUAUUUUUGCAUUAUUGGAUGUUUCAGUGAUCCACGCGGGCAGUGGCAGCUCUGGUAGUUUAGGUUUGCACUUGCAGCCGUAUGAUUUUCUUUAUUACAGCGGAGUACGUGCGUAUUUCGGAGGGGAGUGGGUGAAAGCUGCAGAGCUCCUGGAGAAGUCCCUCUUAACCAAAGAAACAUUAUUUAAACUUCGUAGACAGUGUUAUGAUGAGUGCCAAACUGCAGGAACAGAUGCACUCCACAAACUGGACAGUGAAAAGGGAAACCUGUGGGACCUGUGGACUCUGGACUGGGUGCAGCAGAAAGCUGAAUGUCUGAGAUUUUGUUUGGGAAAGUCGAUUUCUCCCGCAGCUCUGCUCCCGGUCUCCUCCGAUAUCGAAUAUGAGUUUGGCUCCAGAAACCCGUACAACUUUCUCCAGGUUACAUACUACAAACUGGAAAAGCUGCAGAGGGCAGCAUCAGCAGCUCACACUUACUUCGUGGCUAAUCCCAGUCAUCUGGAGAUGAGGAACAACAUAGAAAAGUACCGGAGGAUGGAGGGAGUGACUCAAGACGCUUUUCAGGACAGAGAGGCCGACAACGAAAGACACUGGAUUUUGUACGACUCUGCUCUUCAGCUGGAGGCGUCUGCGGACUGGGCGGGAGCGACUGAAAAAUGGAGAGAGUGUGUGAAUGAAACACUGAGACAGACGGAGGAGUGCAGAGUCCAGUGUGAAACCUCCUCACAGCUGCUGCCCGAGGACAGAGGAGAGGAGGGAGUCCACGGGGCGUUUGAGAAGGCUGCAGCUCUUUCUCUGUCGCUUCUGUCGUGCCGCCAGUCGUGUGUCACUCAAGUCUCCACUCGACCUGGAAGAAUCUCUGCCCAAGAGGAUUUACUGCCCACUCAGCUCGAGCAUCUGCACAUAGCACAGUUCAAAGCUGGAGACAUUGCCGGGGCAGUGCAGACUCUUCGCUCUCUCCUCCUGUUUUACCCAACGGAUAAAGACAACUUGGACAACCUGCAACUCUACGCUGAGACUCUAGGGGGAGACAAAGAGUCACUGGGCCCACAGCCUGCACAGGAGAUUGUGAGGUAUGUUCGUCGGUCGCUGCAGGAGAAAAAGCUUCUUUACUUUGGAAUGGAAAACCUGGAUUUCACAUUUACAGAUCCAGAUUUAUGGACUCCUGAAGAUGUUGUUCCUGAAUCACUGAGGGAAAAAUGGAGUGCUGAGAAAGAACAAAUGAAUGAAAGGAUGAAUAAAGGAGAGCAACAGGAGGACGUGGACGACAGUGGUUUCUUUGGAGGGGGCACUGUUCCCCAGGUGGGCGUGACCAUCACCAUGGACGAUUUAAUGAUGAAUGGAACAAAUCGAGUCGUUCUGGACGGAGUCAUGACCCAAAAAGAGUGUGACACAAUACUGCAGUUAGCAUCAGCGGCUGGUUCUGUUGGAGAUGGCUACAGGGGGCGCCGGUCUCCACACACGCCCCAUGAGACGUUUGAGGGUCUGACGGUGCUCAGGGCGGCAAAGUUGGGUCAGGACGGUUUGGUGAAUCACACUGAUGCUAAACUCCUCCAUGAGCUCGGGGAGAGAGUGAGGACCCUGCUCCACUCGUACUUCAGGAGCCCCUCGGCACUCUUCGUUUCUUUCACUCACCUGGUCUGUCGCAGCGCCAUCACAGGAGACCAGGAGGGCAGGAUGGACCUGUCUCACCCGGUUCACGUGGACAACUGCAUCCUCGAACCUGAGACCAAACUGUGCUGGAAGGAACCACCCGCUUUUAUCCACAGAGACCUCAGUGCCGUUUUAUACCUGAACGAAGACUUUGAUGGAGGAGAGCUGUUCUUCACUGACAGGGAUGCAAAGACUGUCACUGUAAGUUUGCCCGAGUGAAAGCCUUCCUGUGGGCGUCUGGUGGGUUUUUCCUCUGGUCCAGUCAAUCCACACGGAGUUACUGCAGUGACCAAAGGGAAUAGGUGUGCCCUGGCCCUGUGGUUCACCAAAGAAAAACAUUAUAGAGAUAUGGAGCGAGAGGAGGCAGAGGCCCUGUGGAGCGGAAAGACCAUGGAGCAGGCCGCGCAGGCAGAGCAGGAGGCAGAAGCGGGCGCUACACAGGGUCGAAGCGGACGCAGCCAAACUCCACCCGAGCGCAGCCGAGGGAGUGGCAGGUCAAAGGGAAAGAGGGAUGAACUGUGAGGGGAGAAAAAGAUAAAACAAAACAAUGCAAUGUGCUGUUUUUUCAGGUAACACAACAUACAAUCUAUAGGCCUGUAAUGUUAAAAUGAGAUAAAAGCAUGAACUUUCUUUCUCACAUCAUAUUCAGACAAAGGAAACUGAAUGGCCGACCUUCCAGUUAUAAGAAAAUUACCACUUAUAUUGCGCUUUUAGUUGAACCAAAAACAUUUUAAAGGUGCACUAUGUAACUUCUAAGGUGAAGGGUUACUUGCUUGUCAGUUGCAGGUGUUUAUUAUUUAUUAAAUCUGGGACAGUGCACAUUAACCAGCAUGUGUUCGUACGGCAUGUAAAUGUGCCAGAGUUUGCCGUGCAGGCUCAUUUUCAUCUGGAGUCCCAUUGGCGGGACAAAAAACAGGACACAGGCACAGAACAUUCAGUCCCUCACACAAGACAAAGACAUUAGGAUCAGUGAACACUAGAGAUGUAACAAUAAGUUAAAUAUUGUGAUAUCGUAUUGUCAAGUUCUCACAAUAAUAUCGUGGACGAUCACAAUAUAUAGAAUUACAAGUCUCUUUGCACUGAAAUGGAGCAAAGGAUCAUGGUCUAUGUAGUUCCUUCUGUCUUUUUUAGAUAUUGCUGCACCAUAACUCUUAAUUUAAGCAGACUACAUGAAGAAAUAAUAAUAAGUAUAUAAGUUCUAAGCACUUUUAAGUUUUAGUUCUUUGGAUUAAGUCUUGUCAAGGCAUUUUAAGAAGAAAAAAAUAAUAUAUGAACAGUUUUAGCUGUUUAGCCUCCACAAAAUAUUGCAAUAAAUAUCGUACCGUGAGAGUUGGAUAUUGUUACAUCCCUAAUCGGGAGCCUCCCCGCCAUAAAAUAAGGAUUCCUGUUUUGUGGUUGGAUAAAUAUAACUGGACUAUAAACACUGAAACUUGGUAGUUUACAGAUUUUAGUGACCAAGUGCCUUUAUCACACUGUAUGUAUCCAACCACUGUGACACAAAUGAUCAUACUGACAAUCGUAAUUUUGCCUUUAUCUCAGUUAAACACUACAGGCCUAUGUGCAGUUUCAUGAUGAUGAAUAAUUGUAACCGUUUCCAUAGUGAUUAACAAUUGAAAACAAAAUGAUUUCUUUUUUCAUAGAACAUGAAGCUGAAAUGCGUUAAUUUAAUAUCAUCUGAAAUUCAGCAGUUUGGUGCACCAGUCCAGUAUUUUAAUAUCAGGAACAAAAUGAACAAUGAACAGUAUUUUAUAAUUUAUUUUACCAAGUCAAUGCAAUAAUAUAGUUGUGAAAUUGUGAUGUAUAUGCAGUAUUUUGGAUGUAGAUUUUGUGUGUCAAAGGCUGGACUGCACUUUGAUUUUCAGCGUGUUUUAUAUGAAGAAAAUAAAUCACAUCGUUGACUUUG
This is a messenger RNA of Boleophthalmus pectinirostris (great blue-spotted mudskipper), 3652 nucleotides long. RefSeq names its product prolyl 3-hydroxylase 3 (gene p3h3). The record is from RefSeq and is a predicted model, not a curated record. Gene Ontology annotation, biological process: collagen metabolic process. Gene Ontology annotation, cellular component: endoplasmic reticulum. The transcript is spliced from 17 exons. Lineage: Eukaryota; Metazoa; Chordata; Actinopteri; Gobiiformes; Gobiidae. Gene Ontology annotation, molecular function: procollagen-proline 3-dioxygenase activity; iron ion binding; protein binding.